UUGUCGACUGAUUGAGUGUGAGAGAAACAGAAGAAGUGCCUCCUCAAAACCCUAACUCGUCAAACCUUCUUCCUCUCGCCGCUGCCACUACUACUACUUGGACCUUCAAGCGUUUCCAAAUCUUCUCGAGAGACCAAAUCUCCACCGCAACUAUGGCCACUUCCGCCGCUGCGCCGCGCCAGCUCUCUCAGAAGGAGCAAGACAUCCAGAUGAUGCUUGCGGCUGAGGUGCAUUUGGGAACCAAAAACUGCGACUUCCAGAUGGAACGCUAUGUCUUCAAACGCCGCAAUGAUGGUAUUUACAUAAUUAACCUUGGCAAGACAUGGGAGAAGCUCCAACUUGCUGCUAGGAUUAUUGUUGCCAUCGAGAAUCCGCAGGACAUCAUUGUUCAGUCUGCUAGGCCAUAUGGUCAGAGGGCAGUCUUGAAAUUUGCCCAAUACACCGGUGCAAAUGCAAUUGCUGGAAGGCACACUCCUGGAACAUUCACUAAUCAGAUGCAGACAUCCUAUAACGAGCCUCGCCUUCUUAUUCUGACUGAUCCAAGGACUGAUCAUCAGCCCAUUAAGGAAGGUGCUCUUGGAAAUAUUCCAACAAUUGCCUUUUGCGAUACUGAUUCUCCAAUGCGGUAUGUUGAUGUUGGCAUUCCUCCUGAAGAGGCCAAGCAACAAGAGGAGGAGGAAGCACCAGCUGCCCCAGAAUAUGCCAUUCAAGACUUUGGUGCUGCUGGCAUUGCCGGUUUCCCCACAGCUGAUGGUGAAUGGACGGCUGUCACAGUACAACCCUGGCCCGAGGCAGUUCCACAACAACCUAUUGCAGCUGCGCCUGCUGAUUGGGCCCCAGAUACUUCUGCAGCUGCAGGUGAUUGGGAACCGGUUCCAGCUCCUCAGCCUUCCGUUCCGGCACCCGGAGCUGUUGCUCCCACUAGUUGGGAAUAGGAUGAGUAUGGGAUUUUCUUUUGUUUAGGAUAGAUGCAUCAUUACCUGUAGGUUUGAUAUUUAAAUUUUGAUUUAGCAUACUGAUACUUGGUUUGUUUCAACAAUUUAAUUGUUCCGUUGCGACCGCUAAUGGUACUGAAGUUUGCUGAGACAAAAGAAUAUGUCGGGAUAACCUUACAAGAUCACAUUUUGCA
Arachis duranensis is the source of this 1129-nucleotide messenger RNA. RefSeq names its product 40S ribosomal protein SA. Gene Ontology annotation, biological process: ribosomal small subunit assembly; cytoplasmic translation. The record is from RefSeq and is a predicted model, not a curated record. The transcript has 4 exons. Gene Ontology annotation, cellular component: cytosolic small ribosomal subunit; ribosome; 90S preribosome. Lineage: Eukaryota; Viridiplantae; Streptophyta; Magnoliopsida; Fabales; Fabaceae. The coding region runs from base 153 to 935 and encodes 260 amino acids. Gene Ontology annotation, molecular function: structural constituent of ribosome.